Molecule: messenger RNA, 852 nt
Organism: Nicotiana tabacum (common tobacco)
Lineage: Eukaryota; Viridiplantae; Streptophyta; Magnoliopsida; Solanales; Solanaceae
Source: RefSeq, a predicted model, not a curated record
GGAAAAAAUCACGUGCUCAUAGCAAUAAAGGAGGAGGAGAGGCAGCAGAGAAAACAAAUUGUUGAACUACAAACACUCUGUGGACAAGAUGGUAAUGAGGGAAGGGCCAACUCUAACACAGCAAGUGAUAAAGCACCAGGCAUAGGAAGUGAUAAAGCACCAAGCAUAGAUGGGUAUAAUGCAGAAUUCUUCAAGAAAGCAUGGCCAGUGAUCAAAGAAAAAGUGUAUGCUGCAGUGAAAGAAUUUUUUCAUACAGGGGUGAUGUUUCUAGCAAUCAACUGCACCACUAUCACUUUGCUACAAAAAGUUCCUAAUCGAGUGACAAUUGAGGGUUUCGGGCCUAUUGCUUGUUGCACUGUGUUAUACAAGCUUAUCUCUAAAGUCAUAGCUAGUAGAUUACAGAAGAUCAUGCCAUGCAUCAUAUCUGAAGCCCACGCAAAUAUCUAUGCUUCCCCACAAAAUUCAAUAACUGGGGUGAGAACUUGUGUAUCAUCAGUGAGUUAUUCAAUCAUGAUAAAUGGGGAGCUGACAAAACCUUUUGAAGCUGCUAAAGUACUCAGACAGGGUGAUCCCAUAUCACCAUUUCUAUUUGCAAUUACAAUGGAAUACCUAAGUAGGCUUCUUAAAAGGCUGAAACAAGCUAAAGAAUACAGGUUCCACCCUAGGUAUGGUAAGCUAGAUAUAGCUCACCUUAGCUUUGUAGAUGACCUACUAAUGUUUGCUAGGGGUGAUAGUAAGUCAGUCUCCAGUCUUCAUGCUUUCUUUAUGCAAUUCUCUACUACAUCUGGACUGUUAGCUAAUCUCAAUAAGAGUGCAAUCUACUUUUGGGGAGUUGCUCAGGAUACUAAAUAG